AUGGGCGUCCAACUGCGGCGCUUGGUUGGCCCGCUGCAAGGCCUGUACUGUGCUCGAGGUAGAACAAACUCGCCGGAUAUAGAACCUCUUCGGUCAACUAGCCUGGAGAGACUUAGAGAUCGAGAAAAGAAGAGGAGCAAGAGGGAGAAGGAGAAGAUAGGCCACUUCCAACACGCAAAGCAGAGAAGAGGAGGAGGAGGAGUAGGAGGAGAGGAAGAAGAAGAAGACGACGACGACGACGAUGAUGGUGAUGAUGAUGAUGAUGAUGAUGAUGAUUAUGAAAAGAGGAAUGAGGGAAAGGGAAAAGAUGCAGGCCAAUUGCACCAGGAUACAAUGAAGCACUGGUCCUGUAACUGA
Molecule: messenger RNA, 357 nt
Organism: Aspergillus brunneoviolaceus CBS 621.78
Lineage: Eukaryota; Fungi; Ascomycota; Eurotiomycetes; Eurotiales; Aspergillaceae
Exons: 3
Coding region: 1-357 (118 amino acids)
Source: RefSeq, a predicted model, not a curated record